AUGGGGGGGCCGGGACCCCUGCCCUGGCUGCGCUGGCCGCAUCCGCAGUCACCACCCAGGCCCCCUGCCCCAGGCUGCACCUGGGGACGGCUUGCUGAGUCACUGCAGGCCGGGUGUGGGGGGGGGCUCCUUAACCCGGAGCCAAAGCUCCUUGGGGGUGUCCAUCACACAGAAAGCUGCGCAGCCCCCCAGGGCUUCCAGGCAGGCCCCAGUGUGCAGGCCCCCUGGGUCCCUGGGGGGGUGGAAGGCAGGGGCGAGGGAGCCGCCGCAGCCCCUGCCCACCGAGGGCCGGAGGAGAGGGGGUGCUGGCCAUGGCUAGGGUGGGGUGUGGGCUGCCCGGGGUCUGACGGGCCUCUCCGGUGCCCAGGCAGACCUGCGGCCAGUGUGUUUGACCUGAAGGCCAUCAGCCGGCUGCUGCUGCUGCCAGGUGUCCUGCCCGUGUUUCUCAUCAAGGUGGUCUCCGGCUUCCCCUCAGGGCUCUUCAUGAUCAUGUUCUCCAUCAUCUCCAUGGAUUUCUUCCGGCUGGAGGCUGCCCAGGCUGGCUACCUCAUGUCCUACUUCGGGGUCCUCCAGAUGGUCAUCCAGGGCCUGGUCAUCGGGUGGCUGAGCAGCCGCUUCUCGGAGGGGGCCCUGCUGCGUGCCAGCGUGCUGGUCUUCAGCCUCGUGGGCCUGGCCAUGGCGCUGAUGUCCAGCACCUUCCACUUCUGCCUGCUGGUGCCCGGCCUGGUGUUCAGCCUGUGCACCAUGAACGUGGUCACCGACAGCAUGCUGGCCAAGGCUGUGCCCGCCUCGGACACCGGCACCAUGCUGGGGCUCUCUGCCUCGGUGCAGCCGCUCACCCGCACCCUGGGGCCCUCCCUGGGCGGCCUCUUGUACCGCAGCUUCGGCGUCGCUGUCUUCGGCCACGUGCAGUUCGCCGUCAACUUCCUGGUCCUCCUGGCGCUCUGGAGGCGGCCUCUGCCCCGGAAGAGUGUCAAAGUCCAGUGAGCACAGUCCCAGGGCACCGCCUGCCAAUAAACUCCCUCGGGACCUCUUCCA
This is a messenger RNA of Choloepus didactylus (southern two-toed sloth), 1038 nucleotides long. RefSeq names its product solute carrier family 22 member 18 (gene SLC67A1). The coding region runs from base 1 to 987 and encodes 328 amino acids. Gene Ontology annotation, molecular function: transmembrane transporter activity. Gene Ontology annotation, biological process: transmembrane transport. The transcript has 6 exons. The record is from RefSeq and is a predicted model, not a curated record. NCBI's taxonomy places the organism in Eukaryota, Metazoa, Chordata, Mammalia, Pilosa, Megalonychidae.